Messenger RNA from Enterobius vermicularis (human pinworm), 147 nucleotides. The record is from the annotation of a GenBank genome assembly. Lineage: Eukaryota; Metazoa; Nematoda; Chromadorea; Rhabditida; Oxyuridae.
UUAAUAGCGUUUACUGUCGACGACGAUGAUGAUGAUGAUGGCGAUGAUGAUGAUGAUGAUGAUGAUGAUAUUGACGAUGGCGAUGAUGAUGGGGGUAGAAGAAGUGAAAAGUAUUGGUACCAUAAAUAGAAAUGAACAACAUUAGGG